AUGGGUGCUCACCAGUCGGUGGGCCGCGAGUUCUUGGAGGCCGCCAAUCCGGAUGGUCCUCGUGAGGAAGGUGACCAGGAGCUCGGCGAUCUCCCGACGCCGGAGUUCCCACCGACGCCACCGCCAUUGCCGCCACCGAUGGCACCGCCGGCACCAACCACAGAAGAGCCGACUCCAUACGGGUCAUACGUUCGCAGAUGCACUGUUUGUGGGGAGCUCGCCUACUUUCGCGAACGGAUUUGUCUCAAUUUGUCCUUCAUGGGUGUGCCGGACCUGAACGUGGCCAAGAACUGGGCCGGCCAGCCGCCUUCAAAUCCCAAGAAAGCGGCCGAGUACAUGGAGUACUAUCGCCUGCACCCAAAGAAGCCUAAGAAGAACAGGGGAUUAAAGAGGAAGGCAUGGUGGGCACAACAUUGCAAGCGAACCAAAUCCUCCUGGAACGCAUGGGGCUAUCGCAAUCAUGACGAUGAUGAUAUGGAUGGCGGUGAUCAUGCAGGCCCGUCCGGCAGUGCAGACGUGCAGCCGAUCGUUGUGUCCUAG
Molecule: messenger RNA, 540 nt
Organism: Symbiodinium sp. CCMP2592
Lineage: Eukaryota; Dinophyceae; Suessiales; Symbiodiniaceae
Source: the annotation of a GenBank genome assembly